UUAGUUCAUUCUUGUGUUGUCGAAUUUUGUGAUUUCCAGAAGCGUAAGCAAAUAUCAAUGGCAGACAAACCAAGCCGAUCACUGAUUCUAUACGGCGAUGGCUUAGCUCGUUUCAUCGAUCCAUCAUCUUCUCACACAAACCUUCAUUCUCUCGCUUCUCUUUCUUCCUGCGCUUUCUUAACUCUCUCCAAUUCCAAUUCCAAUUUCAAUCCCUCAGAAACCGAGGAUGACAGAAUUGUCCGAGAAUUCACACUGCUUCUUGAUGCAUCCCAAAUUCAUGAUGAACAAACCUUACCCGAUAGGUUUAUGGGAAUGAAAGCUGCUAUAAUGACCAACCAUUCAGGGUUGAAAUCUUUUAGUACCAAACUUGGCUUCAGUGUUGUUCAGUUGGAUGGGUUGGUGAAACAACAUGCUUCUGAAUCACAAGACAGUGAUAUUGUGGCCGUUGAGAUUCUCAAGUUGCUUGGCUUUCAAGAAGGGAAGGUUUUAGACAACAGCCAAUUUGAUCUUGUUUUCAUUCAUGUUGGAGCUGGUGAAAAGGACAAUGGUAGUGAACAAAAUGCUGAUGUGGAGUUUGUGGAUGCAUUGGUUGGUGCAAUAAUGAGACAAGCACAGCCGGGAUCUGACGUUGGUUCUCGCCUGCACUUGUCUGUUGUCAUGAGCUAUGGCAAGGUCUUGGAGGAUGACGAGUCCAAGUUUUCAGUGUCAAAGAAGGUUGAUGAGAAGGACUCUUGUUUUUUAACGCUGUAUCCUUUACAAAGUUAUGCUAUGAAAGGAGGAGUUCCUCGCAAGGAUGUGAGGCUCCAUUCACCAAUGUUAAUUGCUCAAUUGCAACAUGCUGUGACUCGCAAGGAUAAUGUACAGAGGUUUACUUUCCAAGAUUUCAUGAAGAAUGGUGGAAAUCUCACAAUACCGGCAGAUAGGUUUUUGCAUGAGAUAGCUUUUAAGAUGUGGAAAGCUCCAAAAUAUGGAGCUUGAUCCCCAUCCCCCCUCCUCUUUUCUGCUAAGCCUCUGCCAUAGCUGCAGAGGUAUUUGAAUAUGUACAAGGUGGUCCACCGAUGCCAAUUAAUAUGUUUGUUUUUGUUACUUCGUUUAAUAACCAAAGAUUUUGAUGUACACCUAUCUCCCCUGCGAUAUGCUGUAAUAAAAAAUAACAGCAACACAUAAUUUGACACCUUUUUUGAAGACAUAUUCUUAGUCCAAAUUUUUGUACCAAACAAACAUAUUAGCAUUUAUGAUUUUGAAAUUGUAAGGAUCGAACAGUUUAAUCCC
This is a messenger RNA of Medicago truncatula (barrel medic), 1272 nucleotides long. RefSeq lists its product as uncharacterized. NCBI's taxonomy places the organism in Eukaryota, Viridiplantae, Streptophyta, Magnoliopsida, Fabales, Fabaceae. Bases 58 to 978 code for a protein of 306 amino acids. The record is from RefSeq and is a predicted model, not a curated record. The transcript is spliced from 5 exons.